Messenger RNA from Balaenoptera ricei (Rice's whale), 441 nucleotides. It is a transcript of the gene SLURP1, whose product is annotated as secreted LY6/PLAUR domain containing 1. Gene Ontology annotation, molecular function: acetylcholine receptor inhibitor activity. Bases 1 to 441 code for a protein of 146 amino acids. Lineage: Eukaryota; Metazoa; Chordata; Mammalia; Artiodactyla; Balaenopteridae. The transcript has 5 exons. The record is from RefSeq and is a predicted model, not a curated record.
AUGCCCAAGGGCCAGCCCUCCCUGGAUGACCGGCCCGUCAGCUCGCUGCUAGAGCCUCCCAUCCUGCAUCCAAAAUCCAGGCAUCAGCACUGGAGGCAGGGGUCAGGGUGCAGGAGAGCCCUCACCCUCUGCUGCUCCCUUCCAGGUGAGGCCUUAAGAUGCGUCACCUGUGAGCAGCCCAGGGCCCUUCUUUUGAGCAAGACCAUUACUAACUGCAAGCCGGAGGACACAGCGUGCAAGACCUCGCAGCUGACGGUGGAGUCAGAGUUCCCCUUCAACCACAGCCCCGUGGUGACCAGUUCCUGCUCCAGCUCCUGCGAGGACGCUGACCCAGACACCAUCGGGGCUGCCCACCCCAGCUACUGCUGUUUCCAUGACCUCUGUAAUUCUAUGGGGGUUGCCAGGCUCAGUGCUGGGGCCCUAGUCCCUAGGGGGCCAUAA